Sphaerulina musiva SO2202 is the source of this 1745-nucleotide messenger RNA. Its product is annotated as alpha/beta hydrolase. The record is from RefSeq and is a predicted model, not a curated record. NCBI's taxonomy places the organism in Eukaryota, Fungi, Ascomycota, Dothideomycetes, Mycosphaerellales, Mycosphaerellaceae. The coding region runs from base 83 to 883 and encodes 266 amino acids. The transcript has 2 exons.
CAGGUACAGGUACCUAACCUACUUCAAUUCCAUCGACAUAGCAACAGCGAGUAAUAGCCUCAGCAUUUGGAGCUCAGACAAUAUGCCCUUCGCCACAGUCAACCAACACACCAUUCAAUAUGUCGAAAGCGGACAGCUAGGUUUCCAGGUCCAAGAAGACAAACUACCCAUUGUGUGCGUUCACGGCCUGGGAAGUUCGCAGAACUAUUAUAUGCCAGUGGUGCCGUACCUCGAAGGCCAUCGAGUCGUCGCCCUUUCUACCUAUGGCGCGGCGGGGUCGAAAUCGCAAGGCGAGAAAUUGAGCCUGGUGGAUAUGGCGGAAGAUGUCGUUGGCUUGAUGGAUCAUCUGAACAUCCCCAAGGCGAUCGUGGUGGGGCACUCCAUGGGUGGUCCGAUGGUAUUGACAGCGGCGGCGAGACAUCCGGAUCGAUUUGCAGGCGUGGUUGCCAUCGGUCCUGUCAAUCCGUCGUCCGUAAAGCCAGAAGUAUUCCAGACGAGAAUCGAGACAGUACUGAAAGACGGCAUGGAGCCACUGGCGAAUACGGUGCCCAAAGCUGCCACGGGCUCCAAUAGCACACCUCUCCAGCGAGCAUUUAUCCGAGAGCUCAUCCUCAGCCAAGAUCCCAAAUCAUAUGCGUCUCAUUGCGAGGCGAUUAUCAAUAUGAAAGACCCCGGGUUCUCAUCAAUGACCACCCCUGUGCUCAUUUUGGCAGGCGAUGAGGACCAGUCUGCGCCACUGGCCGGGUGCCAGUCUAUUCAUGACUCUUUGGGAAGUAAGGUGAAGGAGCUCAAGGUCUACAGUAAGGUCGGCCAUUGGCACUGCAUUGAGGCCGGCGAAGAUGUUGGCAAAGACAUCUCAGCUUUUGCCAGCAAGUUGGCGUAAUCAGCACGGAUAUAACGCUCCGGAACGCCAAUCAUAGAUCACGAUUUCUGGCUAGAUCUGUCUAGACAAUGAGACCAUGUAUCUAGAAAUGUUACCUGCUGUCAGCGAGGUUCUCGAACAGCUCAUUCCUUCGUGUAGUAAGCUGUCUCAGAUGUCGGCGAGCUUCUUCCAGUUUAGCACGAGCCAGCCUUGCAUCAGUGGGCAGCUCUUGAAAGGCCUUCAGUUCCAUUUCCAAGUCUCUCAGUCGUUGUUGCUGCUUCUCCAGCUCUAAUUUUUUGCGAUCAACAUGCUCGAGUGCAUUCGACGAAGAUGACGGGCGCGAAGCGCUCAAUCUCUCGUCAUAUUCGGCGACCUUGGCUUUGAGGGUUUUGGUGGUUUUAACCCACUCAGUCGUAUUGUCUACAACGUCGGUUGGAGCUUCGAAGUCUGGGUUCGCCAAAUCCUUGGCCAGAUUGUGCAUGCGCUGGGAUUCUAAUUUCAGAUUUGCCAAUUGCUGUUCGGCCUGGGAAAGUUGCUGCCGCAGUUGAAACUCCGUCGUAUUGAGCAGGAUUAUGUGGCGAGCAACGUCCUGUGUAUUGGUGCUCGGGCAAUCCAGAGCGACUACGGUCUCAGCCAGCGUAUCGAGAUGAGCCUCGUGAGACAGUUCGGCCUGAAGCAUUUGCAACGCCUCUUCGUGGAGACCGCCCUGCUUACGAGUCAGACUCGCGAGCGCUGCCUUCUCGAUCCGCUCGACUUGACUCCGCUGCUCAUCGGCGUUCUCGUUCAAGUUGGCUAGGGCCAAGAGCGCUUGCAAAGUGUCUUCGUUUCGCUCAAAAGGUGGUAUGCGUGAGCCAUAUUUCUUCGAUAUCCAUGCCUCCACGGC